Molecule: messenger RNA, 1101 nt
Organism: Fragaria vesca subsp. vesca
Lineage: Eukaryota; Viridiplantae; Streptophyta; Magnoliopsida; Rosales; Rosaceae
Exons: 1
Coding region: 156-1070 (304 amino acids)
Source: RefSeq, a predicted model, not a curated record
GUCUUUCCUCACCUUCUUUCUCAUUAUCUCCUCUCAAGUGCCCAUUUUACAACAUUUAAGACAGAUCCCAUUUCUUUAAAAACCCCCUAACGAUCUCUCUCUCUCUCUCUCUCUCUCUCUCUCUCUCUCAAACUCAGAAGAAGUGUUCUUUUACAAUGAGAGACAAACUGUCUUGUUUUAGUGAAAAUGCAGUGAAUGUUUCUCAUCCUUCAUGUUCUAGCUAUGCAAACACUGCUUGUGUUUCUCCAAGUCUAUCUCCUUCAGUCCAAAAUGCAGUCACUAGUCUCUACAAGAUCACUCUCUCCACCACUAAAAAGCAGUUCUUGGUCACAGUCGCCUGGUGCAAGAACCAUUAUGCACAAGGCUUGAGCAUUAAGUUUGGUGAUGAUCCCUCAACAUCCUUCAGACUCAACACCAAUUCUCGCCUGUUUCGCAAGAAGAAAGGCUCUAAAGUCUUCGAAUCACCAGAAAGCUCGAAGAUGGAAAUCAUUUGGGAUCUCUCCAGAGCCAAGUAUGAUGCUACUGGUCCUGAACCUGUUGAUGGGUUUUACAUUUUGGUCAUGGUUGAUUCAGAAAUAGGCCUAAUUCUAGGUGACAUGGGUGAAGAAGCCAUGACCAAGAAGUUCAAGACUAGUACCCCAGUUUCUAAGGUCUCUUUGAUAUCAAGGCAAGAGCAUUAUUCAGGAAGUAGUACCCUUUACUCCACCAAAGCUCAAUUCAGUGAUACUGGGAUUUCUCAUAACAUUGUGAUCAGAUGUAGCGGAGAAAAUGAAGGCUUGAAGCAUCCAGUAUUGUCUGUUUCGAUUGAUACGAAGACGGUGAUUCGAGUAAAGAGGCUGCAGUGGAAUUUUAGAGGAAACCAGACAAUUUUUGUUGAUGGUUUGCUGGUUGAUCUGAUGUGGGAUGUUCAUGAUUGGUUCUUCAACAAUCCUUCAUCAAGAUAUGCAGUUUUCAUGUUCAGAACAAGAAGUGGAAUGGAUAGCAGACUUUGGUUAGAAGAAAAGUUGGUGCAGAAAGAACAGGAAAAAGUUGAAUUCUCCUUGUUGAUCUAUGCAUGUAAGACUUCAUAAUGAAACUUAAUUUACCAUAGCACUCAUUUUU